Molecule: messenger RNA, 2080 nt
Organism: Chara braunii
Lineage: Eukaryota; Viridiplantae; Streptophyta; Charophyceae; Charales; Characeae
Source: the annotation of a GenBank genome assembly
GUGCGCUUGCUGACGUGGCAGCCUCCUGGGCUGUGAGGUUGGUUGGUUCGACUGAGCCCCUGCGCCCCUGCUUCUUCGCGGCGCGAGCGCACGCGCGCGCGCGCGUUGUCACUUCCCUUACGUGGUAGUGUUGUCUCCUGAUUGGCCCGGACACACCCGCGUCGUCUUGGCGGGGAGGGGGAGCGGCGCUGUGUAUUUAUUCGUUUGUACGGAAUUUGGCGGGUGAUUAUUGCUGAUCGGUGUGCGCGCUGACGUGGCAGUCGACGUGUCGACGUGGCAGUCGACGUGGCAAUCUGAUUAAAAAAACGUGAAGACAUGACGACGGCAGUGAAAGUGUACCGCCUUCUCAGAAAUGGCGGGAAACACGUCAGCAGUGGCGCGAGAGAGGUCAGCCGGUCGCGACUGCUGCGCCACUUUUUGGCGGGAAAGAGUGCAAAUGACUCUCCCGCGCAAUUGGCGUCGAGUCAGUACCGUACGAUGAGCAUCUGUGGGGGGGAUCACGCGGUGGAGGCGCAAAUUGAUGGGUGUCGGGAUCGGGAUCGUGUCCGAGAAGGGAGUACGAUCGGGAUCGGCCACGUGGCGAGCCGUGGCGUGAUUCUUCGAGAGAAUCCAGACCGGUCAUUCUCUUCGCCGUUCGGCGCGCUUGGGCUGACAGGAUGGAGAAGGGGUAUGUUUAUCCAGACACAGGAAACACCGAAUCCAUCCAGCCUUAUGUUUCUGCCAGGGAGGGCGGUCCUCGAGGAAGGGAGUGCCGAUUUCGCGAAUGCAAGAGCGGCAAUGGCCUCUCCGCUCGCAAAGGCCUUAUUCAUGAUUGAUGGCGUGACCAGGGUGUUCUUUGGGUCGGAUUUUGUGACGGUGACGAAAACCGAGGAAGCCGAUUGGGCUGUCCUGAAGCCGACUGUGUUUGCCGCCAUCAUGGAUUUCUAUGCUUCCGGAGAGCCGCUGACAUAUGAUGCGGAGACCAUUGCCGCUUCCGAUACUGCCAUUCAUGAGGAUGAUGAUGAGGUGGUGGCCAUGAUCAAGGAGUUGCUGGAGACUCGGAUACGACCUUCAGUGAAAGAGGAUGGCGGGGACAUCGUGUAUCGCGGAUUUGACAGAGAGACUGGCAUUGUCAAAUUGAAGCUCCAGGGAGCAUGCAGUGGGUGCCCUAGUUCAUCCGUCACAUUGAAGAGUGGAAUCGAGAACAUGCUUAUGCAUUUCGUUCCUGAGGUGCAAGGGGUUGAGCAGGUCAUGGACGAUGAGCCGUAUGAGAUGAUAGGCAAUCAAGAGUUCAAUAAAUUGGAGGAAAAGUUGGGGUCGAGAUGACGUAACCGUGGUGACUGAAUGCGAACGGUAAUUUUACAAGAGGUAAUUAAUAAUUAUUCAUGCUUUGGAUUGGUUGUAGUUGUCAUUGCUGCUCAGGGAGUAGAGAAACUUAGUAGGCCAUGCACACACUAAGGCUUUUUUUAUACUGGUCUCUGGACAUAGUUGCGGUCAGAUGCAUGCAUCCAAAGUAGUGUGUAGUUGCGGUCAGAUGCAUGCAUCCAAACUUCGAAUGUAGUGCGUAAUUGCGGUCAGAUGCAUGCAUCCAAACUUCCGAAGUAGUGCGUAAUUGNGUUGCGGUCAGAUGCAUGCAUCCAAACUUCGAAUGUAGUGCGUAAUUGCGGUCAGAUGCAUGCAUCCAAACUUCCGAAGUAGUGCGUAAUUGCGGUCAGAUGGAGGCAUCCAGGGUAGGGCGUAAUUGCGGUCACAUACUGAGGGCAUACUCACACUAGUACCUUCUUAAGUUUUUACUUAUUUAUGGACGUGAUUGCGGUACGAUCCAUCCAGGUCUGGCCGUAAUUGCAGUCAGAUGCAUUUUGACAAGUGCAGUGUGAGUAUGCCCUGAAAGGACCAAAUACGUGUGUGCUAUUUCCGAAGGGGGGUCGUGGAGGAUCAAAUGCCUCUCUAGAGCUUGGUUUAAGUGGCGUGGCUUGUAGCCACCCGUCUAUCCUGAGUAGCUGGAAGUUGUUUCAACGCGGGGCCCGCUUUUAAUCUUCUAACGCGCGUUGAAAACGCGGAGAAACUGCAUUGAAACCCCCGUUUAUCACGGCUUACCGCG